UGCAUGUAACCCUGAUACAAACAGAUUUAAACUCUGUUGGCUUAUUGUGAUCAUUACAAAAUGAUUAUUAUUGCUGCAGUAUUUUUACUUGGCUUUAUUUUUGCCUAUUAUUUGCACGUGAAAAGAAAACACGAAUUUUGGCAAGAUCAAGGAGUACCACACCCAAAACCUGUCCUUCUUUUUGGUAAUAUUAUAAAAAUGAUCACUCUACAAUGUACGUUAUCCGAGUUCUUAAACAGCUUGUACAGGAAUUACCAGGAUUCUCCGUUUGUCGGGUUUUACAAUUUUUUAACGCCAGCGAUUGUCCUAAGAGAUCCAGAAGUAAUUGAGUAUUGUCUCGUUAAAAAUUUUGACUCUUUUUCUGCUACCUUAAUCCGACCUGCCGAUCCGAUCGUUAAACUAAAUCCGUUCUUCUGCGAAGAACGAAUGUGGAAGGCACUGAGAAAAUUGCUGGCCCCUAACUUUUCAAGCCUAAAGAUUAAGCUAAUGCUGGAUCGCAUGGAGAGGGUGGGUAAAAACAUGACGUCCUACUUGGAAGGCAACAACUGCAGUAUCCGCGCGGAUGAAUUGGCAUUUAUGUUUACUGGGAAUAAUGUAAUGGUUUGCGCCUAUGGGGUUGAUAACGAAUCAUUUCUAAGUAACAGUUCCAUGAUGAAUGGCAUCAGAGAUAGUAUGUCGAUGGGUACAAUGCCAAUAACUCACACUCUGGGAUUAUUUUUUCCAAAUCUAUGCAAAAUGCUGAAUAUCUCGUACAUGGGUAAGCAGGUGCCCGAAUCGUUCAAGAAUCUAAUUGCAAGAGUUGUAGAAGAUCGAAAAGUAGACAAAAAGGAGUUUGUUGACUUUUUGAAAGAGUCCAAAAUGAAGAACGAUCUCACAUUCUUGGGACACGCAAUGGCCUUCUUCCUUGAUGGGUACGAAACAAGCGCAAAUUUGCUCACCUACGCACUUUUAGAAUUGGCAAGAAAUCCAUCGGUACAAAUUCAAGCACAAAAUGAACUAGAUGAUAUAAACAGCGCCAAAAAAAGUAUAUACUCAUAUGAAGCUUUAAAAGAUAUGUCCUAUUUAGAAAGCGUUGUUUUCGAAACGCUGCGAAAACACCCGGUGAUCAAAUUUUUGAACAGAAGCUGUACAAACGAAUGCUUGAUGCCUUUACCAAAUGCACAUGGGAACGAAAGAUUUGUUCGAAUCAAAAAAGGUACGCAAGUAUUUAUACCAGUUGAGGCAAUUCAUCGAGAUGCCAAAUACUAUCUUGACCCACAUCAAUUUAACCCUCUUCGCUUUAGUGAGACGAGCAGUAGCGGAAGAACUAAACAUACCUUUUUAGGUUUUGGGUACGGACCUAGAAUCUGUUUAGGCCAACAAUUCGCAGUUACACAACUAAAAGUAGCACUUGCAUCUAUUUUACUACAUUUCACAAUUAGCAUAAAUGAUAAGACAACUUUUCCUUUAAAGAAGGUGUUUUACCAUUUGACUAAAUUUCCAAAAAAUAAAAUAUGGUUAAACUUUACAGCUAGACACGUAAAUGAACUUUAACACAAAAUAUAAUUUUUGAAUUGUG
This is a messenger RNA of Photinus pyralis (common eastern firefly), 1558 nucleotides long. RefSeq names its product cytochrome P450 6B5-like. The coding region runs from base 61 to 1533 and encodes 490 amino acids. The record is from RefSeq and is a predicted model, not a curated record. NCBI's taxonomy places the organism in Eukaryota, Metazoa, Arthropoda, Insecta, Coleoptera, Lampyridae. Gene Ontology annotation, molecular function: oxidoreductase activity, acting on paired donors, with incorporation or reduction of molecular oxygen; iron ion binding; heme binding. The transcript is spliced from 7 exons.